AUGCGCACAUCGUCGCAGCGGCGCCCGAAGUCACCAGCGGCGUCGCGUUUGGCGCAGCGCACAAGUACGCCCGAUGCCCCACCGUGGAACAGCUCCGUGCGGACGGAGGGGCGCACAGCCGCCACGAACAGCAGUGACACGCGCCGACCGCACGAGCGGGCGAGCGUCACAACGUACGCGGUGCCCGAACGCCCCUCUUAUUCCGCGCUUGCACCAACCCCAGUGGCGGUAGCACUGGCAGCCAGCACGCCCCCAGUGGGCGAGCCGCAGGUGGAACUCUUGAGUCAGUUGCAGAAUGUUGUUGUGCGACUGUCACAGAAUGCGGUUGGGGAAAAACAGCGAUGGUCGCACAUGCAGCAACGCAUUGACGCGUACGCGGCGUUGGUGCGCGAGCAAGACCGUAUGAUUGACGAGCUACGGGGAAUGAAUAUCAAGUUACAGAAGGAAAAGGAUGCGCUUAUUGCAUUUAGGCAGCAAAGCCUCAACCACGACUUUCACCUCAUGAACAAAUUGGAAGUUGAUGGGGGUAUCGACGACGAGGUGCGGCGUGCAUACGCGCAUCACGACAGGAGCCAGGCGUCGCACGGUAUGACUUAUGGUAUCAAUCCACUGAGUACAAUGAGUCCCACGGUGCGUAAUUUUGUGCGUUCCUUGGUGGCACAGCUGCGCGACGAGAGACGCAAACGCUUAGAAGUGGAGGAACAGAGUAGUCAGAUGAUUGGAGAGCAGCAGUUGACGAUUCAACGACUAGAGGAUCGUCUGAGACUGCCAGCUGCUGCACCACGUACUAGUUUGUUUGGACGCAUGGAGACCUCACAGGCCUCUUGCCACAACGGGGCACCCAACGAAGAGCGAGAUGCAAUAAAUACCCCAAUGCAGCACCCUAGUGGUGUCUCCAGAGGUGCAUCUUCGCCACCACCAGCAACAGCAGUCGUUAUGGAACCGCUGCAUGGCACUAAUAGAGGUGAGAAGCCGCAACAUGCAACAGCAGCAGCCCCUCUCGCGUUGUCCACGCCCAUUACCCACCUAGGUGGUGGAGAGAACAUCACUCCUGCAAGUACUGCUGUAUCGUCAGCGAGAAGUGCUGAGGCGCAGUCUGCACCGGAGGUGCCCCCUUUGGCUCUUUACGGUGCAAACUAUGAAGACGCCGCGGCUAUGCUCUCUGGCAUACGGCGAAGACACGGACUCUGA
Messenger RNA from Trypanosoma grayi, 1191 nucleotides. RefSeq lists its product as hypothetical. Bases 1 to 1191 code for a protein of 396 amino acids. The transcript has a single exon. The record is from RefSeq and is a predicted model, not a curated record. NCBI's taxonomy places the organism in Eukaryota, Euglenozoa, Kinetoplastea, Trypanosomatida, Trypanosomatidae.